UAGAGGGACAUUUUGGAAAUUAAUUUCUAGUACGGAUCCCACCCUACAAAUCUAACACAGCACUAACCUUGGCAAAAGGAGCGGCGUCGUUUUGGUCCCAUUUUACAGUUACUUUAACUCGUUAGCAAAUCAGAGCAAUAAGUUCUCAAUUGCGAAUGCAAGUGAUGUUUGUUCGUCGAGUUGCAGCCAAACUUAAGCCUCUGCCAGGAAGUAGGGUGUAUAGCAAUGGUAGCAGCCAUGAUCUUUCUAAAGCUAUCGCAGAGCUAAAUCAGGAAAUGGAAUCUGUGUUCGGCGAACCUCCUGCAUCUAGUCAUGCUGGUUCUUUAGAGAGCCAGUCUAUGGCUCAAGAGUCACACCUUGUAACCAAUGAUGUACCACAACAAAAAUCGUUUUCUUGCUUGACGCAUAUUGGUAAUAAAGGUGAAGCACAAAUGGUUGAUAUCUCCUCCAAAGAGACUACCAAGAGAGUGGCUGUUGCAAGUUGCAAAGUUAUGUUAGGGCGGAAGGUUUUUGAUUUGGUUUCGGCCAACCAAAUGGAAAAAGGAGAUGUUCUUGGUGUGGCCAAAAUUGCUGGAGUUUGUGGUGCGAAGCAAACUAGCAACCUUAUCCCACUAUGCCACAACAUCAGUUUGUCGCAUGUCCAUCUUGAUUUGACAUUGAACCCUCAUGAUCUUAGCGUUGAAAUAGAAGGUCAAGCUGCCUCAACUGGGAAAACUGGGGUGGAGAUGGAAGCCCUGACAGCAGUUACGAUUGCCGGUCUUACAGUGUAUGAUAUGUGCAAGGCUGCUUCAAAGGAUAUUGUCCUUACAGAUGUAAGGCUUGAACACAAAAGUGGAGGUAAAAGUGGUGACUGGUCCAGGAAAAAAUGAUUCAGUUCUAGAAAUGCUUGAUGAAUCCACGUUCUGUCAAGAAGGUUACUACUUGUGUGUCACUCGUAUUGGAGUCUCUAAUUCUCAUUGAAAUAAUAUGAAACUCUGCUACUAUUGGACACGUGAUUUACCUUUUGAGUAUUCAAUAGUAUAAGUGAAAUGUUGGUUUACACUAUCUAAA
Molecule: messenger RNA, 1050 nt
Organism: Sesamum indicum (sesame)
Lineage: Eukaryota; Viridiplantae; Streptophyta; Magnoliopsida; Lamiales; Pedaliaceae
Gene: CNX3
Product: cofactor of nitrate reductase and xanthine dehydrogenase 3
Biological process (GO): Mo-molybdopterin cofactor biosynthetic process
Molecular function (GO): GTP 3',8'-cyclase activity; cyclic pyranopterin monophosphate synthase activity
Source: RefSeq, a predicted model, not a curated record